AUGGAAGGGCUGCGCAUGGCGGGGCUGCGCAUGGCGGGGCUGCGCAUGACGGUGCUCGGGUCCCGCCGGAUCAUCCCCGAGCUCACACUUCCUCUUCUUCCUUGGUCUCUCAUCCGCAACCGCUCCAAGUGUGUUGCCGCUGCUCGACUUGGCCGCUUCCACAUGACCCUCCCAGCCUGGGAGCAGACCACUCUCUCGUGCAUCCACCCACAAAAUUCGACACCGACAACCCUCGUUGAGGGAUUGUACCUGCGCUUGCGCAACCGGGAUGGCCGCUACUCCCUCAUGUUUGAGGGACGCUUUUUUUCCCGCUAG
This is a messenger RNA of Closterium sp. Naga37s-1, 315 nucleotides long. The record is from the annotation of a GenBank genome assembly. NCBI's taxonomy places the organism in Eukaryota, Viridiplantae, Streptophyta, Zygnematophyceae, Desmidiales, Closteriaceae.